CGACGGCGCUGCAUCGACCUGCGGCUGGAACGAGAAUUUCCAGUGCGAUUGCCCAGCGCCGGUCGUGGACAUGAUGUGCAUGCAGGUUUUUGUUGGAUUUUGCUAUGCCGUCCUGCCGAAGAGCGACUGCAUUGCCCUGACAUGUGGCUUCAAUGAGAUCUGCCAGUGCGUUAUCCCCCCGCUGGCCGCGGACCUGGCGUGCACGCAGUUUGCCCCUGAAUUGUGCUAUGCCGUCCUGCCCAGGAGCGACGGCGCUGCCGUGACAUGCGGCCUGGAUGAGAUUUGCCAGUCCGAUAUUCCCGCGCGAGUCGCUGACCUCAUGGUCGUGCGGGCUGCUGCUGGAUUUUGCUAUGCCGUUCUGCCCAGGAGCGACGGCAUUUCCGUGACGUGCGGCUUGAAUGAGAUCUGCCGGUGCGUUAUCCCCGCGCUGGCCGCGGACCUGGUGUGCACUCAGUUUGCCGCUGUGUCUUGGUAUACCUAUGUGCCCACGUGCGACUGCAGUGUCGUGACAUGCGGCUUCAAUGAGAAUUGCCAGUGCGUUAUCCCUGCGGUGUUCGCGGACUUGAUGUGCAUGCAGGUUGCCAGUGGAUUUUGCCGCGCCGUCCUGCCCAGGAGCAGUGGCACUUCCGUGACAUGCGGUUGGAACGAGAACUGCCAGUGCCAUCGCCCAGCGCUGGCCGCGGACUUGGCGAACGCGCAGAACUUGGUGGCCACGCAGGUUGCUGAUGGAUUAUGCUAUACCGUUCUGCCCAGGAGCGACGGCGCUGCCGUGAGAUGUGCCUUGAAAGAGAACUGCUGGUGCGUUAUCCCCGCGCUGGCCGCGGGCCUGGUGCGCGCGCAGGUUGCCGGUGGAUUUUGCUAUACCGCCCCGCCUCGGAGCGACGGCGCCGCCGAGACACGCGGCUUGGAUGAGAAUGGUGAGUUCGAUCUCCCCGCGCUGGUUGCGGACCUGGCGGUCGCGCAGGUUGCCUCUGGAUCUUGCUAUGCAGUCCCGCCCAGGAGCGACGGUCUUGCUGUGACAUGCGGCGCGAGUGAGAACCGCGAGUGCGCUCGUCCAGCGCUGGCCGCGGACCUGGUGCACACGCAGGUUUCCGCUGGAUUUUGCUACGCCGUCCUGCCCCGAUGCGACGGCGCUGCCGUGACAUGCGGCUUCAAUGAGAACUGCCAGUGCGCGAUCCCUGCGCUGGUCUCGGACUUCAUGCGCAUGCAGAUUGCCGCUGGAUUUUGCUACUCUCUCCUGCCCAGGAGCGACGGCGCUGCCGUGUCGUGCGGUUGGAACGACAAUUGCCAGUGCGAUUGCUCAGCGCUGGCCGCGGACUUGGUGUAUGCGCUGAAUUUGAUGCGCGCGCAGGUUGCCGCUGAAUUGUGCUGCACCGCCCUGCCGUUGAGCGACGGCGCUGCCGCGACAUCGGGCUUCAUUGAGAGCUGCCGGUGCAUUAUUCCUGCGCUGGCCGCGGACCUGGGGUACACGCAG
Molecule: messenger RNA, 1474 nt
Organism: Prorocentrum cordatum
Lineage: Eukaryota; Dinophyceae; Prorocentrales; Prorocentraceae
Source: the annotation of a GenBank genome assembly